This is a messenger RNA of Mytilinidion resinicola, 1110 nucleotides long. Its product is annotated as cytochrome P450. NCBI's taxonomy places the organism in Eukaryota, Fungi, Ascomycota, Dothideomycetes, Mytilinidiales, Mytilinidiaceae. Gene Ontology annotation, molecular function: heme binding; monooxygenase activity; iron ion binding. The record is from RefSeq and is a predicted model, not a curated record. The transcript is spliced from 4 exons. The coding region runs from base 41 to 1030 and encodes 329 amino acids.
GAGACCAGGACGAGAGUGCAAUCUUGGGCAAUGGCUCCAGAUGUACGCGUUUGAUGUCAUCGGCGAGAUUACAUUCAGCAAGCGGUUUGGAUUCCUAGAGACCGGCCAGGACAUUAACGAUAUGAUGCACCACACUGCUAACUUCAUGACGUACACCGGAACCAUCGGCCAAGUCCCCAACCUCGACUGGUACUUCCGCAUCAAAAACCCAAUACUCCACGUCUUACGGCCAACAAGCAACAUCCUCAGCUUUACCCUGAAGCAAAUCCAAGAGCACGAAAAGUCCCCCGAGAAAAACAGCCGCGACCUCCUCUCCCGCUUCAUCGAAGCGCGCCAGAAAUACCCCGACAUCGUCGACGACGACCUCCUGCACGACUACACCAACACCAACGUCGCCGGGGGCUCCGACACCACCGCGAUCAUGCUGCGGACGCUCGUCUUCAACAUCACAACCCGGAAGCAGGUCCUCGACAAAGUCGUCGCCGAGAUCAGCACGGUCAUGAAGGCGCGGCCGAAGGAUACUGACCCCGACACCCCGAUCACCUGGGCCGAGGGGCUGAGCAUGACGUACUACCAGGCCUGCCUCAAAGAAGCCAUGCGCUACCACCCGCCGACCGCCCAGAUCCUGCCGCGGGUGGUGCCGCAGGGCGGCGUCGAGCUCUGCGGCGUGUAUCUGCCCGCGGGCACGAACGUGGGCUGCAAUGCGUGGACCGUGCACCGCGACAAGCAGCUGUACGGCGAGGACGCCGACGAGUUCCGCCCGGAGCGGUGGCUCGAGGUGUCGAGCGAGCAGGCGAAGAAGAUGGAGGCGCUGCUGUUCACGUUUGGGGCGGGGAAGCGGGCGUGCGUUGGGAAGAAUAUCGCGUUGCUGGAGAUGACCAAGUUUGUGCCCGAGUUUUUCAGGCGGUUUGAGGUCAGGGUGGUGGAUGCGGGGCGGUAUAGGAUUACGUCGUCGUGGCUGGCGGUGCAGAGUGGGUUGGAUGUUUAUUUGACGCUGCGAGAUCCUGCGGCGUUGGUUGCGGAAGUGUAAGACCUGGGAACUGUAGGGACAAGGCGCUGUUGAUGUUAUGAAUGGCUAGCUAUCUAUGUUAGUAAUUUCUUAUAAGCUCU